This is a messenger RNA of Carica papaya (papaya), 2182 nucleotides long. Lineage: Eukaryota; Viridiplantae; Streptophyta; Magnoliopsida; Brassicales; Caricaceae. The record is from RefSeq and is a predicted model, not a curated record.
CCAGACCUUUAACACAUGCUUCUCUUUUACUGUAUGUAUAUGUUGCUGUAAUGUGUGUGUUGUAAUGUAAGCCAUCACCUACCACUGAUAACUCCAUCUCUUCUUCCCUUAUUAUCCCUAUUCCCACCCCCUACCACUCAAAACUUCCAAAGUCUCUGUCUCAACAAUUCCAUGUCCGUCGAACUCACACGCUCUGCCCACUUUCCUUCUCAUUUCUGGCUUCUCGUUUUUGGGAUUACAAAGGAGGCUCACUGCUGGUGGAAGAAAGCUCCAUCCCAGCUUAGAUUCGAUCUCCUUCACCUUUGUCCCCCGCACUGAUACCUCCCACAAACGGAAAUUUACUUUCCCCUCCCUAUUUAACUCUUGCUUUUAACACCUGGGUUGAUUUCAUUCCCCUCCAAUGUUUUCCCUUUGACGUUGAUUUCUGGUCUCUUUGCUCUGAGAUCUGAGUCUUCCCUACUUGGUUCCCUUUCUCUUGCCGAGCAUGCUAGAGGGUUUUCAAAGAUCUGGACUUUGAGGUUUGCUCCUGUGGAUUCAGUCUCAGAAGGGUUUGAGAUAUUUGAAGGGGAAAGCGAAGAAUGGCUUCAGAUCUUAAUUCCGAACUAUCCAAAAAGACUGCUAUUUUUGGCCUCAAGGUCUGGGAAGUAAUUGGGAUUGUUGUGGCCCUUUUCAUCAUAAUUAUCCUCUCUGUGUUGUCCUUCUGUUUGACUUCGAGGAAGAAAUCAAGAAGAGCUAGAAACAAGCUUCCUCUUAGUCAAAUCCCUCCUGUUUCGAAAGAAAUUAAGGAAGUUAGGGUGGAGCAUGUAUCAGCAAAUGACUUUGCUCCUCGUGAUGGGAUUCUUUUUACCAUUCAUGACAAAUCCAGUGACAAAGAAUCUGAUAAGGUUUUGCUUCAUCUUGGUAUGGGAAAGAUGAACAUUGGUGAUAAUAGCAGCCAGUCAGGUUCAUUUCAUCAUUUAGACAAAGAUGUUGGUUCUCAAUCAGGUGAAGAAGGCAGUUCUGGCACCGUAGCUGCAUAUAAACCUUCUUCGUCGUAUCCCGUUACUGCUCCCUCUCCCCUAGUUGGGCUGCCAGAGUUCUCUCACCUUGGUUGGGGUCACUGGUUUACGCUGAGGGAUCUUGAACUUGCAACAAAUCGAUUCUCAAAAGAAAAUGUUCUUGGGGAGGGUGGAUAUGGAGUUGUUUACCGGGGACAGUUGAUCAAUGGGACUCCAGUUGCAGUUAAGAAGAUUCUUAAUAACUUGGGUCAAGCUGAGAAAGAAUUUAGAGUGGAAGUUGAAGCCAUUGGUCAUGUGCGCCACAAGAAUUUGGUUCGCCUUUUGAUGCAGGUAAAUCUGGUUGAUUGGCUGAAAAUGAUGGUCGGAAGCAGGCGAUCAGAAGAAGUGGUGGACCCAAACAUUGAGGUGAGACCAUCAACAAGGGCCCUAAAGCGUGCACUUCUGACUGCUCUGAGGUGUGUGGAUCCAGACUCGGAAAAGAGACCCAAGAUGGGCCAAGUCGUGAGAAUGCUUGAGUCGGAGGAGUAUCCUAUACCAAGAGAGGAUAGGAGGCAUCGAAGGACACAAGGGAGCUUGGAGAUAGAAUCACAAAGAGAAAACUCAGACACUGAUCGGAGUGACAAUCUGGGAUCAAGAUCAGAAAGCAGGACAUAAAUCCUAACAGACAAUUCAUUUGGAACUGGAGGUUGUUCGAGAUUUAUAAAAGUGGAAUGGGGGCGUGUUGGGGGUGUAAUAUCAUAAAAUUUUCUCAACGGUCUAAAAUUCUUGGAUUUGCCUCUACAUGAGCUGCUGAUAUCUAGCUCUAGGGGAAAAGGGGGGAGCUGGGGGAAGAAGGAAGGAGAUAAUUCUUCUAUAUUCUUUUUUUUUUUUGAAUGUGUAGAUUGGAGAGAUGAUUUAUUUGUGUAUUCAAGUGGUGUUGUGUAGAACCCAAAUGAUAGGGAGUGUGUAUAUAGUUGAAUUAGGUGUCCUUUUGUUUUCUGAAUUCUGAGUACAGAAGGAGAAGAAAAAGAAUCUUGAAAAACAAAAACAUAAAGCUUUUUUAAGUUUUGUCAUAGGAAGGCAGAGAUGGGAGGUGGCAUGAUAAUCCAGAUCCGAUAACGCAAGAGGCCUUCCAUGUUUCAAACGCUUAAUCCUAACGUGUGGGAUGCAUUUAGAAUUCAAUCAAAAUAGAAGCUUUCCUUCCA